AUGGCUUCAGCAGCUUCAAAGCAGGUGCACCGCGUCACCCUCUUCAAGAUUCCAGAGCCAAAGGACAUUCAAGCCGUACUGGAUAAAUACACCACGCUAGGCCAAGAUGCAAAGAAGAACGGUCAACCAUACAUUCUCCGAUGUGUCGCAGGACGUGCAGUCGACGAUGCAAGAAGCCAAGGAUAUACUCUAGCGGCACAAACGACGUUCUCGAGUCUGGACGAUAUGAAAUACUACGACAAUGAGUGUGAGGCACAUGCUGCAUUGAAGGCUGUGGCCAAGGAAAAGGUGGCUGGGCCGCCAUUGAUGGUGUUUUUUGAUAACGCCGUUGGUGGUUCUGCUUGA
Aureobasidium namibiae CBS 147.97 is the source of this 345-nucleotide messenger RNA. RefSeq names its product stress responsive A/B barrel domain-containing protein. The record is from RefSeq and is a predicted model, not a curated record. Bases 1 to 345 code for a protein of 114 amino acids. NCBI's taxonomy places the organism in Eukaryota, Fungi, Ascomycota, Dothideomycetes, Dothideales, Saccotheciaceae. The transcript has 2 exons.